Molecule: messenger RNA, 1091 nt
Organism: Zeugodacus cucurbitae (melon fly)
Lineage: Eukaryota; Metazoa; Arthropoda; Insecta; Diptera; Tephritidae
Product: calaxin
Exons: 5
Coding region: 20-1012 (330 amino acids)
Molecular function (GO): calcium ion binding
Source: RefSeq, a predicted model, not a curated record
AAAUAUCAAAUUACGAAAAAUGGUGGUAGCACAAACAGCUUCAAGUGUGAAGGUGGCAGCUGGUGGUGGUGGCGCCACUGGCAAUGGCAAUAGCAACAGCAACGGUGCGGCACGACGCACACCAACCGGUGCUGAACCAACUGAUGGCGCCCAACCGCCACAAGCGUUGAAGGACAAGUCGACUGCGGCAGCGGCGGCGGGCAAAGAGAAGCCCGGAUUGCUGAGCAGCAAAUGUUUACUACGGACCAUCACCGCAUUUUUGGCGAGCAACAAACGCAACUCCUACAAUGCACAAAUGCGCGCCAAACAGACGAGCAGACGACGUCGCCAACGCAAGAUGGACGAGUUGAGCGGUAAAAUUAAUCCGAAAUUGUUGGAGAGUUUGCGUAAAAAGACAAAGUUUGCCAAAGAUGAAGUCGAUGCUUUGUGUCGCAUUUAUCGCAAACUCAUAUCAAAUUGUCAAUAUGCAGCAAAAACCUUAGCAACUGGCAGCUCGAGUGCAGCAAUUGUAAAACCGCAUGCAGCAGUGGAGGGCAUUGAUCGCAUUGUCUUUCGCGAGCUGCUGCACAGCACAUUCGACAUUGUAACCGAAGAGAUUCUCAUGGAGCGCAUAUUUUGCUGCUGGGAUCGUGCACACGAGGGUCUACCCUUGCGUUUGGAGGGCUGGUUGACCGGUUUGUCGAUAUUCCUACGCGGCUCAUUAGCGGAGCGUGCAAACUUUUGCUUCCGUGUCUACGAUUUGAAUAGCGAUGGGUUCAUAACGAAGGAUGAGAUGUUCACAUUGCUACGCAAUUGUCUCAUCAAACAACCGCAAGAUGAGGAUCCCGAUGAGGGUGUCAAAGAUUUGGUGGAGAUUGUGUUGAAAAAAUUCGAUUUGGACAAGGAUGGCAAGGUUUCUAUCGACGAUUUUAUGGGCACUAUUGAAGCUGAACCUUUGCUGUUGCAAGCUUUUGGACAAUGCUUACCAUCUGAAACGGCUACUGUUUCAUUCUUCUCAACAUUACAAAUAUAAAUUUUCUGUUUUAACAAUAAAAAUAUAUCAGAACUAUAUAUGGGAAGUCAAUAAAGUGAACAAUUUUGACUUGAAUGAA